CCCCCAGACUGUAGUUACGUACUUGUCGACCUUGAGGCCUCAUUCCUUCAUCGUUUUUGCGAGUUUUAUAUAUCGAAGGGUUGGGGAGCCUAGGAGCCCCAUCGACCUCGUUGAGGAGGCCCAUUAGGGUGUCUACAGUUGAAAGACAUCUCUCUAUCUCUUCUAAUACAAUUCAACUUUCUCUCGAGAUAUUGUACCGGCAGCGGAUACGUUUGGUGCUCUUGGGUGAUUAGUUGUGCGUGUGUUUGUGUGGGUGUUUGAUGCCGUCGGUGAUUGUCCACGACGAGAGCGACAUGGCCGAAACGAGGAACGACGCAGAAGAACCACCGAGAAAGAAAGGCAAACUAGAGUCACCGAUGAUGUCGCAUGCAAGCGGGGACGAUGGAGAGAUGAGUUUGAAUCAGUUGCUUGAGCUGUUGCCCGACGAGUUGAUAGGGACUCCAACGUUAGAGUCUAGUCUACCCAACGGUGUGACGAGUAGUGGGACACCCGGUCUUCCUGGCUUUCCCGGCCCGUCUACAGCGCAUAGUUCUAACAGAGAGCAGUCCGAUCUGGGAUUUGAGAAACAAGAAAGCCUAAGGAUGGACAUGUUGGUGAGCAACUCUGCUGCUAGUGGAAAUGGCAAGGAUGAGUCAGCCUUACGGGGCGGCAAACUGAUAAACAGACCUCCAGUCAAGGAGACCAUGGUUGGUAGCAGCUCUGCUGUUUCUAGCAGCCCAAAGAGAACUGAUGGGUUUUCUGAGAGACAAGCAGUAGUAACUUCAAAAACUCCACCAUUACAUGAAGAUGGACUCGGCGCUAGCCCUGUCAACCCUGCUAGUACCAGUACGGUGUCUUUGUCUCCUGGUGGUUCGGGUGAACUAGUUCAGAAUGGCAAGGGCUCAGUUGCACAGAACUGCUCGGAAGGCAUACUGCUCGACUCUCAGUCUCAGUUCCAGAGAGAAAACAGUAACGAUCGUGUCAUGCCUGAUUCUGGAGCGAGCACUAUGUGUAAUAACAUGGCAUUACCUACUAGUGCAGCGGCAGGAAAGCUAAUGACUGUGUCUGCUGUUAUGGAAGCCGACAAACAUGCAGAACACACAGUAAAGGUCGAACCGAAUUCUGCUGGCAUUAUGGGAUGUGCUGGUGGUGAGAAGGGUUCGUAUGGAAAUGGUCCUGUUGCAUUAGCAGAGAAUGGUCGUCUUACAGAUGGGUUGUCGCAUGCUAGCACUGCUUCAGUGCCAUAUAGCAUGAAUACUUUGCCUUUUAACGAUGGUAUCACGUCAGCAUCGUUUCACAGUGCCAUGGACUCAAGAAUGCAGUUGUCGUUGACAGUUCAUGACAACAUGUUUCCAGUUGCAAAUAUGGUCACUCAGGCAGGAGGAAAUAUGCAGUCUGAUGUCAAACCGAACCAAGUAUCACUGAUGCAAGUCGGUCCAGGUGGGUUUAGUGGUCCUCCUGCUGGAGUCUCUCGCCCCACUGCUGAUCCAGAAAAGAGAAAACUAAUUCAGCAACAGCUGGUGUUGUUGUUGCAUGCUCACAAGUGUCAACGUCGGCAGCAACAAGCUAACGGUCAACUUAAACCAUGCAAUUUGCCACACUGCCAGAUGAUGAAAGAUGUUCUCAACCACAUGAUCACGUGCUCGGCAGGAAAGACAUGUCCAGUGGCUCAUUGUGCAUCAUCAAGGCAGAUAAUUCAGCAUUGGAAGGGUUGCUCACGUGAAGAUUGUCCAGUCUGUUUACCUCUCAAGAACAGUGCAACACUUCAUCGUCCAACUGGAGUGGGCUUCAUCGAUUCUCUUCCUGUAGCAACGCAAGGAGCACAGUGGCGUCUAAGUGUUACCCAGGAUUUGAGGAAUCAUCUUGUCAGCAAGCUGGUGACUGCAAUAUUUCCUACUCCAAUGAAUGAUCCUGCUGCAAUGAAAGACAAACGAAUUGUGAAUCUAGUGGCAUAUGCUCGUAAGGUGGAGAGAGACAUGUUUGAGUCAGCUAGUAGUCAGAGGGAGUAUUAUCACUUGCUGGCAGAGAAAAUUUACAAAAUACAGAAGGAGCUGGAAGAGAAGCGAAAGCUUCGUGUCCAACGAGCAAGGAUGAACAGCAUCAAUGGAGAAACAGCUCUUUCCAGUGGCAAGCAAGUGUCACCUCCUUACCAGUCUGCUCCAGGAUGUGGACAGUCAACAAUACCUUACCAGCCAGAUUCACAUGGUUAUACUCAGAAUAUGAUGCAGUCACAGCUGCAGCAUAUUCUGCAACAAAGAAACGAGAUGGCACAAUCGGUGUUGAAUUCUAGUCUUUCACAGUCAUCCGCACCUGGCUACAUGAAUAGUCUCAGUCACAUGGAUCCACCACCACCAAGCAAGUCUCCUAUUGAACCGGCAAGUUUGGGAGGACCGCAGGCAGGCUCUUCUGACACCCAAGGCACUGGGAAGAUAGUUUGGUUACCUAAGCAUUUGCAUCGAGCGUUUACACCUGUCUUGGAGUGUAUGUAUCGACAAGAGCCAGAGUCUCAACCCUUCCAACAGCCUGUUGAUCCCUAUUUGCUAGCAAUUCCAGAUUAUUAUGAAAUCAUCAAGAACCCGAUGGAUUUGUCAACAAUAAAGCAGAAACUUGAGACAGGAAUGUACAAAGACCCAUGGGAGUUUUGUGAUGACUGCUGGCUUAUGUUCGAUAAUGCCUGGCUGUAUAAUCGGAAAACAUCACGUGUCUACAAGUAUUGCACGAAAUUGUCUGAGGUGUUUGCUCCCAAUGUGGACAUGGCCAUGCAACGGUUAGGUUAUUGCUGUGGGAGAAGGUUCAUUUUUCACCCACAAGUUCUUUGUUGCUAUGGAGCACAACUGUGCACUAUUCCUCGUGAUGCAGAAUAUUACAGUUUCCAGAACAGAUUCAUGUCUUAUCAUUAUUGUGAGAAGUGUUUCAAUGAGAUUGACAAGGAGGAGAUCAUCCUCGGAGAUGAUCCAAGUGGAGGAGUGAUUAGAAAGGAUGCUUUCGUGAAGUUGAAGAACAACAGUGUUGACUAUGAACCUUUUGUGGACUGUAUCAGCUGUGGGCGGAGGUGGCACAAAAUAUGUGCUCUUUACAGUGAAUACAUCUGGCCAAAUGGGUUUCAGUGUGACAUCUGUAUUAAAAGAUUGGGACUGAAAAGGAAGGAGAACAGAUGCACAGGAAAACGCCUUCCAUCGUCUCAGCUGGCUACUUAUCUUGAAAACAGAGUGAACAGAUUCUUGAAGGCCAGUGAUUCAAGUGCAGGCGAUGUGACCAUUCGAGUUGUAUCCAGCUCUGAUAAGGCAGUGGAAACAAAGCAGAUGAUGAAGGAGAAGUUUUGCUCAACAAACGAAUUUCCAGAGAGUUUUCCGUACAGAGCAAAAGCUCUGUUUGCGUUUGAAGAUAUUGAUGGUGUUGAUGUUUGCUUUUUUGGAAUGCAUGUACAAGAGUAUAGCUCAGACUGCCCUGCUCCAAACUCAAGACGAGUGUACAUCUCAUAUCUCGACAGUGUCCAUUUCUUUCAACCUCGUCACUUGCGAACUGCAGUUUACCAUGAGAUUCUUAUUGGCUACUUGAAGUACUGCAAAGAGCUUGGCUAUGCGCAUGCACACAUAUGGGCAUGUCCACCAAGUGAGGGAGAUGAUUAUAUAUUCCACUGUCAUCCUCCAGAGCAGAAGAUCCCAAAGCCAAAGAGGCUUGUUGAUUGGUAUAAGAAGAUGCUGGACAAAGCAUUGAAGGAAGGAGUUGUCAUUGAUUACAGAGACAUCUACAAACAGGCACUAGAGGAUGGCUUGAAAAAGCCGACCGAGCUGCCAUACUUUGAAGGUGACUUUUGGCCCAACGUUUUGGAAGAGAGUAUCAAGGAAUUGGACAUCGAGGAGGAGGAGAGACGAGCAACUGCAGCUGCUGAAGCAGCGGGAACAGAUGAGAAAAGUGGCACCAAAGGAAAUGCCACCAGCAAAAAGGCUGGGCAGAGUAAGAAAGGCAGCAAGAAAAGCUCUUCAAACAGAAAGAACACAAAGAAGACUGCUAUGCCCCCUGGAGGGUGUGACCUCACACAGAAAUUGUAUGUAACCAUGGAGAAACACAAGGAGGUAUUUUUUGUUAUUCAAUUGCAACCACCUCGUCUCGUUCCCAAUCUUCCUUCUACUCUUGACAAAGAUGUGCCUGUUUCUUGUGAUCUCAUGGAUGGCCGAGAUGUCUUCCUAACUAUGGCACGAGACAAGCAUUAUGAAUUUUCUUCGUUGAGGAGGGCAAAGUUCUCAACUAUGGCAAUGCUGGUGGAACUGCACAAUAUGAGUCAAGAUCGAUUUGUGUACACAUGUAAUGAGUGCAGAAUGCACGUUGAGACAAGAUAUCACUGUACAGAAUGUGAAGACUAUGACUUGUGUGUCAGUUGUUAUCAGAAGGUUAACCAUCAGCACAAGAUGGAUCGUCUUGGAUUAGGAUUAGAUGAUGAUGAUGCAUCGCAACAGCAGCCUGCUGCACGCAAUCCACAAGAACAACGAAAGUUGUCUAUUCAACGUUGCAUUCAGUCACUGGUGCAUGCUUGCCAGUGUCGCGAUGUAACCUGUCGGUUACAGAGUUGUAUGAAGAUGAAACGAGUUGUUCAGCACACAAAGACAUGCAAGAGGAAGACAAAUGGUGGUUGUCCAAUAUGCAAGCAGUUGAUAGCGCUCUGUUGCUACCAUGCAAAGCAUUGUCAAGAGUUAAAGUGCCCGGUACCGUUUUGCCAGAAUAUUAAGCAAAAACUGCAGCAACAGCAGGCACAGCAGCGGUUUCAACAAGCAAAAAUGGCCAGAAGAAGGUACAUGACGAUGAUGCGCACUGCAGCACCCAGCCAGCAGCCGUCUCCAAUAGCCAGUCAGUCGGCACCUGUUGCUCGACCUCCACCUACUGAUACUCCAGCAUUUUCACCAAUGGCUCAAAGGCCUAUACCGACCACCAUUCCGAAUCCAAAGACAACAGGUCCGCCUCCACCUCACACGACGAGUUUUGCUGCUGCAAAGGCUGCAGCUGUAGCUGUCCAUGCAGCAAGACAGCAGCAGCAGCAGCAGCAGCGGCCUGGUCCGACUGACUCACUACAUCUGGCUUUGUCGUCAAAUAGUGUAUUACCACCUGUGCAACAGUCGAUGCCAGCUAAUAUUCCACUUCAGCCUCAACCCAGACCGAUGCACCCACAGCAACUGCCACUACAGCAAGCUGGACCUCAGCCUCCACCACAACAGCCACGUUGGCAACCGACAAUGAUGCGAACACCUGGACCUCCUACACACGUUAACAACCAUCAGCCAAUGCGACCACCAAGUAUGCCAGCAUUGCCCAGUCACAGCAUGCAAAUGCAAACACAAGCAACUGCAAGUCCGGUUCAGUUUGCACCAACUCAUGUCAGUGUUCCACAUACCAACACAAAUUAUCAGGCCUCCACAGUCUCUCAUCAACCCCCCUUACCAGGGGUACAGCAAACCUCAAGACGGCUACUUAGUGACCAGGAGAUGGCACAAAUUGUUGAGGCAUUACGGUCACCUGAUCCAUCAAAGAGACAGGAGGUUGUGUCUAUAAUAAAGAAGAACCCUCCGCUUGUAACUAUCUUGCUGAAGAGGAACCAAGAUCGUCAACAGCAACAGCAAAGACAACAGGAGCAACAGCAGCAGACUAUUCCCAGACCCGUGUCUAUGCCAUCAGUCAUGUCGAGUAAUGCACUUCCACCUGGCAAUGAUAAUGUUGCUAGUCAUGCUCAACCUCUACAUUCACACGUUUCCAUGUCAUUGCAGCCACCCAAUGGUUUACCACAAUAUCCAGUGAAUAUGCCGUGGAAUCAAGAUCAGCAAGCACAACAGCUGCAUAUGCGUCCUCCCAGUCAACCUCUGAUGAGUCAUUCGCUGCCUCCCAGUCAACCCCUCGCAAAUCAUCCACCAUCUUCGAUGACUCCACCAACACGCUCGAUACUGCCUUAUCCUCGCUAUGCUCAACCAUCACAGCCGGUAAUGAUGACUCAUCAGACUACUUCAUCACAUCUCGUUCAUCAGCGUCCCAUUGUAUCUCAACAGAAUCUGAUAAUGAGACCAUCGCCCAUUCCUACUCCUCCUGGUAGGCCAGGAAGUGUGCCUCCUCAUGUUCCACCUUCAGCCACUCCACCUCUACCAGUAACUCAUAGUCUUCAACAUCAGCAUCAGGUUACUUUGCCGGGCACAACAGGAGUGGUUGGGGUCAAUGGUAUAGGUCAGAACUUCACACAACCAUCUAGUGUACAACCUCCUACACCAAUUCAGCAGCCGAUGAUGUCUCCGCCUCCUCCACCAUUAUCAAUGUCACCCGCACCUAGCAGCAUGGCGUCACCAGCGGCUCCUCCGUCAUUUCAUGGGCAGGUGAAUCCUAUUGCGUCAGUGCAUUCGUCGAGGUCGAUGCCUUCUCCACGUUCUUUGCCGUCCCCACAUUCUCUUCCUUCACCACAUCCUGGACCAUCGCCGAUGACAUCUGAUCCCUCGUUGUGUGAACAGUUUUUGACAAUGGGACCAUCAUCACUUUCUACUGCCUUGCAGAGUCCAACAGACCCUAAUAUGGUACUUGACAGCACACCGACACCUCAAGAUGCUUUGACUUUGUUUGUGGAGACUUUGUAGCAAAUGUACAGUGAUGUAUAAUGAUACAUGGUCAAGCAUCUGCCUGUCUGCUCUUGUUUGAUGAUUAAGGCGAGUACUUUGACUUUGUGAACUUGGGCAUACUUCUUACAUGUCAGUGAGGAGAGCUUGUCUUGUAUAUCAGCAGUGACUUUUUUAUCUAACGAACCAGAUUUUCUAUUUUUGGUCAAUGAUGUCAUUAGGGAGUUUACCAUUGACUGCAGACUAGGAAUGGAUUUCUCCCAUCUAUUGUGUACAUUUCUUGCCUUAGUACUUACUUGCUAGGUAGAUUUGAAGUGCAGCUUAUUUAACUUACAGUAAUUUGAAACAAAUUGUCA
Molecule: messenger RNA, 6919 nt
Organism: Corticium candelabrum
Lineage: Eukaryota; Metazoa; Porifera; Homoscleromorpha; Homosclerophorida; Plakinidae
Product: histone lysine acetyltransferase CREBBP-like
Exons: 25
Coding region: 261-6584 (2107 amino acids)
Biological process (GO): positive regulation of transcription by RNA polymerase II
Cellular component (GO): histone acetyltransferase complex; transcription regulator complex
Molecular function (GO): protein binding; transcription coactivator activity; zinc ion binding
Source: RefSeq, a predicted model, not a curated record